Lottia gigantea (owl limpet) is the source of this 306-nucleotide messenger RNA. RefSeq lists its product as hypothetical. NCBI's taxonomy places the organism in Eukaryota, Metazoa, Mollusca, Gastropoda, Lottiidae. The annotation marks the transcript as partial. The transcript has a single exon. The record is from RefSeq and is a predicted model, not a curated record.
UUUCACAUUUUUCUCGAAAUUUUCACAUUUUCUCAGAAUUUUCACAUUUUUAUGAAAUUUUCAUAUUUUUCUGAAAUUUUCACAUUUUCUCAGAAUUUUCAUAUUUUCUCGAAAUUUUCACAUUUUUCUGGAAAUUUUCACAUUUUUAUGAAAUUUUCCCAUUUUUAUGAAAUUUUCACAUUUUUCUUGAAAUUUUCACAUUUUUCUAGAAAUUUUCACAUUUUUAUGAAAAUUUCAUAUUUUUCUGAAAUUUUCACAUUUUUCUCGAAAUUUUCACAUUUUUUUGAAAUUUUCACAUUUUUCUGA